Stegodyphus dumicola is the source of this 3640-nucleotide messenger RNA. RefSeq names its product soma ferritin pseudogene. Lineage: Eukaryota; Metazoa; Arthropoda; Arachnida; Araneae; Eresidae. The record is from RefSeq and is a predicted model, not a curated record.
UUGUAUUUCAGUUCAGAUAAAUGCAAGAAAUAUAAUGGCAGUUCGUCAAAAUUUUCAUGAAGAUUGUGAAGCGGGUAUAAAUAAACAAAUUAAUAUGGAAUUCUACGCAAGUUAUGUAUAUCUCUCUAUGAGUUAUUUUUUUGAUAGAGAUGAUAUAGCUCUACCAGGAUUCCGAGAAUAUUUCAAACAAAUGAGCAAAGAGGAAAUUGAGCAUGCCGAAAAAUUGAUGAAAUACCAGAAUAUGCGAGGAGGUCGUAUUGUGCUCAAAUCCAUUGCGAAACCAGAAGUUGAAGACUGGAAAAACGGCUUGAAAGCCAUGAUGGCUGCUCUAGAAUUAGAGAAGACGGUGAAUCAAGCUUUGCUUGAUCUUCAUACUGUUGCUACUGCUCAUAACGAUGCUAACAUGUGUAAUUUUUUGGAAUCUGAAUUUUUACAAGAACAAGUAGAACACAUCAAAGAAUUAUCAAAUUAUGUUUCGAAUUUGCACCGCGUCGGAGAUGGUCUUGGAGAAUAUUUGUUCGAUCGUGAAACGAUGCACAGUAAAGAUGACAGAAUAUCUUAAAUUUCGAAGGACGUUAAUAGAUGUAACUUCGUUUAAGCGUUCUACUACAGACCCCAUUCGAAAUUUAAGAUAAAAAUUAAAUUUGAAUACAUUAAAUGAUGUUAAUUUUAAUACUCAGAUCAUGUUUAUGCAGGAAGGAAAUAAAUCUCCAUUUCCAUCAGUCAGUUUAAUCCUAAUAUACGGUACACACGAGAUUUGGCGACUUUCGGCUACAUUAUGAUGAGCAGUAAAUGCAGUAUAUAUGAUGAGCAGUAAACGAGUCAUUUUGCUGUCGGCAACAAUUUUCAAAAUGGCGCAAAGUCCGUACCGUAUUUUAGGAUUUUACCCAUCAACCAUUUGAUGCAUUUAAAAAAAUCUCGGUUUGGAUUCAGUUCUGCUCAGAAAAAAGGUAUAAGAAUACGUCAUCUCAUAUUUGGAGGAUUAUAAUAGCGUAUGGAUAUUUCAUUGUUCACAGAUUAGCACACUUCUUGAAUGAUAUGCUUAUUGUUUACGAAUUUUUAACUGAAGUUUGUACUUGUGUUUUAACUGAUUAGUAUUACUAUAUUUAAUUUACAGAUCUUUUAAAAUCCUGCUGGGUCUGCAGUUUAAUUUAUAUUAUUUCAAGUUAAUAUUUCAUUUACUUUAAUAGAUAUCUGUAUCAUUAUUAUAAUUAAUUUAUACUAAUGAUAUAAGUGCUUUUGGUACUUUUAUCUAUCGCACCGAAAAGUCAUGAACUUGUUGGCGAUUUCCCGAAGAAAUGUUAUUCUUGAUAUAACAGUGUGUUCUUUGGCGAGCUUCAAAAUUAUUCGGCAAGCUAAUGCGGCAAAGGUAAGAGGUAUUUUCAGAAUCGCGAUAUCCAAAGGAUUCCAUAAAAAACUCCUCGUACACAACAAUCUUUUUCCAUUAAAAAAAUCAAAAACUCAGUAUCGCUCACAAUUUUGGCAAUGUGCCGUCGAAAAUAGACGUAUGCGCAUACAUCUGGGUUGCAACAUGAAUACGUUUUCGCGAGUUUUUGAUGGUUGUUGUGAAUAAUAAGAAAACGCCUCGUCUUUUGUUAUUGACAUAAGUAGCAAUCGACGGAAGAAAUUUCUACUCUUCAACAUUAGCAGUUUCAUACCAGACGUGUGCCAAAAUAUUUUACUAAAUAUAGAAAAUGAAAUACCAGCAUUAAGAAGGAACCAAUUGAGAGAAAUGAAAUGUAAGCAAAGUAUUUGUCUAGGUAGCAUAUUUCUUUGAUUAAUGCACAAGGUUAAAGUAAGGCCAAGUUAGGUUACAAUGUUAAAAUCAAGGUCACAGAUUAAAGUAUGCGAGAGAAUAACCGCUGUAGUCGCCAUAAACGCAAGCAUGCAUUGUGACAAGCAGAAGCCUUAUGUCGUUUUGUGGGAUGGAGUUCCAUUUGUGUUGUACUUGCUUCAGUCAAAUCAGCAGUGGUCUACGCUGGUUUUGGAUAACACUGGAUUUGUCAUCCAAUCAUCUCCCAUAUGUGCGAAACGGGAGCGUUUAAAAUUGUUGUAUUUGUGCUGCGACGCGCGCUAGCAUCCCCUAUGAGACUAUCUGCGCUGUGUCGCAUAGCGGUAUAUGAAAUAUUUUUCGUUACCAUGGAUAUUGUUGAAAAUAAAAUGGAUGUUCUGAAGAUUUGAAUUUGUGUUUUUAAUUGUUUAUUCGGAUAACAAUUUUUAACUUCGGGUGAUCUCGCAGGCCAAGGCAACAUGUCGACAAACUUUAAGGCACGCUGGAUGACAGCAGUGCUUUGGGGGUGAGCGUUAUUUUGUUAGAAAAUGCCCCUUGGAAUAUUGUUCAAGAAUGGCAGCACAGCCGGCGCAGUCACUUGUCUUAUGUACAAAUUUGUUGUCGAAGUGUGCGGGUUAACGACCAGAGUGCUUGCUUCUAGGGACUUGCUGUUCAAACUUUAACGCCUGGUGUGGGUCCUGUGCGUCUAAGCCACAGACAGCUUGGUUCUAAGCGCUCAUGUGGUCAACUUCUGACCAAUAUACGGCUUUCACAGCACUAAGACGGAAAUGGCCUGGCUAGGAGCUGCUCUUCAAGAAAUCGAUUUGUUACACUUUGUUCUGUCACUCUGGUGCCAACAAAAGCUGGCAUGUCUGUUGCAGAUGCAGAACGAUACUUUAUAGAUAUGCGGCGAAAACGACUAUCUUCUUUUUAAUUGGUGGCUCGUGUGCGGCCAGACCCCAGCCUUCUUGAGGUAGUAGCUUCCCUUGACCUCUUUACGCACCUUAUUUUUUUUUACAAAUAUUUAAAUGGACAAUAUAUUACAAGUACUUCAAAAACAGACGAUGAUAUUCUCGAAUCGUGUAGUAAAAUAAGGAAUACAAAGCAAUAUUAUGAGCCUGGAAAUACUGGCGAUAUAAAGUGUAGACAUGCUUAAUAUGUAGAUCUAAAAGAAUUACUGAGAUACUGUUACCUUUUUAUAGGAACUUAUUUUUAUUUCCUAUUAAAUACAACAUCCAUUUCUAACACUCUUUUUCAAAACAUCAUUUGCAACAAAUUUUGUUAUGUCUAUGUUUAAAAGAAUAUUUGUGAAAAUAAUUAUUUUGCUAAAGUGUAUAAGCGGCUUUUGAUCUUGAACAAAGUUCAAAUCUAAUAAAUGCAAGAUUGUUAGAGAGAAAAAAAAAAAAAAAAACGUAAGCAGAAUGUUGGUGUAUUUAAUGUUGGAAUUUAAUAGUUAAAAAUACUUGUUUCUUUGCGCACCACCUAUUUUUCUCUUGUGUACCAUCAGUAGUACGAGUAUCACCAGCUGAGAAUCGCUGCUUAAACGAUAUACCACUCAGAGACGAACGAAAAAAAAUUGUCUUACCCUCGGCUUGUGUUAUUAAAAUUUUUCGAAUCUACUUGCGCGAAUUCGAAUUUUCGGCUUUGAUAAAUAUAAAAACGAAACCAAGAUCCAGACUUUUAAAUCCAAAUCAGGAAAUUAGAAUAGCGUUAUCAUUUUUACAACCAAAUUUCGCAUUAAAUCAAAUUUCGCAUCAUUAAAUAAACAUACAGCGAUCUCCAGAGCCACUCAGUACUCGCUAGAAACAUUUUGUUUACUUUGUAAUGCAAUUUCAUUUCAUAUUUGAUUGGAAACUAUUAUCCUAUGUU